Messenger RNA from Rhododendron vialii, 1419 nucleotides. RefSeq lists its product as uncharacterized. The record is from RefSeq and is a predicted model, not a curated record. The transcript is spliced from 3 exons. The coding region runs from base 478 to 1095 and encodes 205 amino acids. Lineage: Eukaryota; Viridiplantae; Streptophyta; Magnoliopsida; Ericales; Ericaceae.
GAGAGAGAAAUACAGAGCGAUACAGUGAGAUGGCAACUACCAGUCUUGCCCUGUAUAAAUUCGGGCAGGAGCAUCCAAAACUCUUGCCAACGGAAAAUACUAAACAAAUUUCUCACUAGAUAUACCUCAUGGGCCAUUUCUCAUAUUCUGCAACCAACUACCCUUCAACUUUAACAUGAUGAUGAUUAGUACCCCAACCUAACAUUCUCUCUCUCUCAUACUUUACUAUCGUGGUUAUCGUCACAUGCCCCCAUCCUCUCUCUCAUUACGACUUUACACCUCUGUUCUUUGAUGUGUACCUGCCACACUCUUACACUGAUUUCUUUUCCUUUCUCGGCUGUCUUGCUCUAACACCUCUCUAGCACACUCAAAAAAAAAAAACAUCGGUAUAACUAAAUUCUUGUUAUCCUACUACUGCUAGAACAAGAAAACCCAAGAAGAUUCUUCAUCACUUUGUUGGGGUAGAAUUGCUUCAAAAUGGAUGCAUCUGACAUAGAUAACAAACCAGAGACCACCCAGGAGGCAGAGUCCAUAGCCGUUGAUGAUUUGGUGAUUGCGAAGGACCAGAACACCAAUCCUGCUGAGGACUUUGCAGAUGAGGAUCACGAGAAUUCGGAAAAUUUGGACGUGGGUUUGGAUCCAGUGGCUGAAACUGAGCCUUCUCUUGACUCAACCAAGCCUGUGGAAUCACUUUCUGAAGAGCUCGUUCAAUUUACAGAAGACCCAGUUGAGAUUGAGCAGUCAUUGGGUGAGGCCAAUGGAUUUUCCGAGGCUGUGAUCGAUUCCGUGUCCGACGAGAUUGAUUCGGUGCCGGGUCAGAAUGGGUAUUCUGACCCGACACCGAGUCAGGUACUGGAGGAAGUUGACCCGGCCUUGAACGAGACCAACGGGGUCUCUUCCAAGGAAACAACGUUGCCAGAUUCGAUGAUUACUAAAGUUCCCAAGACAGUCGAUGUUGGAGAAACUGAUGUGACUGAAGUUCUUCACAGCACUGAAAAUCAGGGUUAUGUAGCUGUGACUCCACUCCCACUGCAACGGACUUCGUGGAGGGAUUGCUGUGGAUUGUUUCAUAUUAUGAGGCGCUCUGAUCAGUAAUCUUUGGGAAAGGAGCAUCGUGAUGAAGUGCAGUUGGAGGACGUGCGCAGCGUAGGUUGUGAUGAUACAGGAUUUUCAUUGUUUUCUUUUGAAUGUACUACUACAUUAAGAGGCUCGUCGAAUUGAAUUAUGAUUGAAUUGCGUUGGAAUUGUACCUAAAGGCAGUGUUAGAGUAGAUAGGUGGCUCAAACCUGCUGUGGUUGUGGAGUGAAGUGUCUUUUAGUUUUUUUUUUUUUUUUUUUCCCCCGCUAUACAGCGUGUAUUUACUAUUCAUGUAUUUGUUGUGGCAGAUUUGAGAGGAUGAUUUGUGAUUUGAAUUUGACA